Molecule: messenger RNA, 1656 nt
Organism: Actinia tenebrosa (Australian red waratah sea anemone)
Lineage: Eukaryota; Metazoa; Cnidaria; Anthozoa; Actiniaria; Actiniidae
Source: RefSeq, a predicted model, not a curated record
AUGCUGUACACCUUUGUUAUCCUUGAUUUUAUUUCUGGUGGAAUUUUGUAUUAUGGUCAUCUUUGUAUGAGAGGGAAAAAGAGUGUUUGUGACACUGAUUUAUGGGAAGGCACUUCCAAAGCUGCCGAGGGCCACCUUGCCUAUUUGCUUUUCAAGAAGGCCAAAGAAGAGGGCCUCAACAUUGCUUUAAAUUGGCAGGAUCAAGAUUCAACUGCUGAAAAAUCAUUUAGAAGUAUUUUUCCUGAUGGUGAGUUGAAUCGUGUGAUGCUGUGUGGAGGUCAUGUUGGACGUUCCCAUGGGAACAAUUUGAAGGAAUACAAGGGGAAGAAAGUUGUUGACAAAGGCUUUAUUGAUAAGCACAAGAAAAACCGCCCAGAAAUUAGCAAAGCAAAAUGCUGUUGUGAAGGUAAGAAACACUCCAAAUCAUGUGGGUGUCUUUCUGAUGAUUUCAUUGCUGCUGCAAAACGAAAUCAUUUUUCUGCUCUAAAACAGAGUCACAAUAGUUCAGAGGAAUAUUCCAGGCGUAUGAUAGCAUUGGGAAGAUACCACUGCAGAGAUAUCCACCAGUGGAUAAAUAAGGAUGGCGAAAAUGAGGAGUGUGGAUUUCAUGCCCUGGUUAUUUGCUCUUGUGGGUCAUGUGUAAGCAAUGGAAGUGAUGGUAAUGACAGUAAUGAUGCUGGAAGCAGUGAUGAUGAUGAUGGCAGUGGUGGUGAUCAUAAUGUUAGUAAUGGUGAUGGUGAUAGUAAUGAUGAAAGUGAUGAUAAUGGUGAUAUUAAUGAUGAAAGUGAUGAUGAUGAAAGUGAUGAUGAUGAUAGUAAUGAUGAUGGCAGUGAUAAUGAAGACAGUGAUUAUGAUGACAUUGAUAAUAGUGAUGAAGAUGAAGAUCCUCAGUUGAAAUGCCCUGGUAAGUCAUAUACGACUCGAAAGAUUCUUCAUUGUGAGCUUCAUGCUCUGUUGUACGAGAUUGAGUGUACCCGAAUUUCUCAGAAAGCCAAAGAUAUUGUGCAUGAGGAAAUGGGGAGAGGACACUCAAGCAUGCCUGAGAGCAAGUUUAAUGUGUUGACUCGCUUUCACACAAAGAAUGUUAACUUACACCAAUUACAUUAUGAAUUUAUUACAAAUGUUGGAUUAUGCCAGAGUAAUAUGACAUUUAUGUAUAAAGAAUAUGGUCCGUCAUAUCACUGGAUGAAGGAAUUGUAUGACCUGUUGCACCUCCCAACUCCUGAUGGGCUAGAGGAAAUAUGGAGAAUGGAAAAUGAAAGGAGAAUGAAGGGGCUUAUCAAGAARAGAACAGAUGCAGCAAAAUCUGCUAGAGCAAAGAAAAAGCAACAACGUCUUCAAGAGAGCAAACAAAGGAAGAAAUUUGUUCAGAGGCAAAAGAUUGUGCAUAACUAUGGGGACCAAGGGGAAGAUUUUGGAGAAGAAGAAUUAUUACAGGAGGUACAAAAGAAAAUUCGCAAGAACACUGGCACUCGGGAACAACCAAAAGCAACCGAUGCUCCCCGAGGAGCCAGAGUGAAUAUUGGUGGGCAGCAAUGUAGAUGCGGAAGUAAAGAACAUUUGCGCAUUUCCCACAGAACUUGUCCUUUGAAUAAAAACAAAAAUUCUUAAUAGAUACACUAAGACUGUAGAUUAUACAAUUUUACAAAGAACACA